Messenger RNA from Pseudoliparis swirei, 3591 nucleotides. It is a transcript of the gene sh3gl2a, whose product is annotated as SH3 domain containing GRB2 like 2a, endophilin A1. NCBI's taxonomy places the organism in Eukaryota, Metazoa, Chordata, Actinopteri, Perciformes, Liparidae. The transcript is spliced from 12 exons. Gene Ontology annotation, molecular function: protein binding. The record is from RefSeq and is a predicted model, not a curated record. Gene Ontology annotation, biological process: synaptic vesicle uncoating. The coding region runs from base 119 to 1207 and encodes 362 amino acids. Gene Ontology annotation, cellular component: presynapse; glutamatergic synapse; cytoplasm.
GUUGCAAGAUCAUCAGCAGAUACAAUUAGGGCCGAGAUAUUCCUCCCUUCGCGAACCUGCAGCAUCAAGUCCAUAAUUACCGCCAGCUAAAAAAACAACAACCCACCGUGCAGCAACCAUGUCUGUAGCGGGGCUGAAGAAGCAAUUCCACAAAGCCACUCAGAAAGUGAGUGAGAAAGUUGGAGGUGCAGAAGGAACGAAGCUCGAUGAUGACUUCACUGAAAUGGAAAAGAAGAUGGACACCACUGCUCGGGCAGUGCUGGACAUCAUGACCAAGACUACUGAGUAUCUGCAGCCGAACCCAGCAACCAGAGCCAAGAUGAGCAUGAUUAACUCCAUGUCGCGUAUGCGGGGACAGGAGAAAGGACCGGGCUACACGCAGACCGAGACCAUCCUGGGAGAGUCCAUGCAGAGGUUUGGCAGGGAGCUCGGAGACGAGUCCAACUUCGGCAUUGCUCUGAUUGAUGCUGGGGAAGCCAUGCGUGAGCUUGGAGAGGUUAAGGACGCUCUGGACAUGGAGGUCAAGCAGAACUUUAUUGAUCCGAUGCAGAACCUCCAUGAAAAAGAUCUCAAGGAGAUUCAGCAUCACCUGAAGAAAAUGCAGGGUCGUCGUCUGGACUUUGACUAUAAGAAGAAACGUCAGAGCAAAGUGACAGACGACGAGCUCAAACAGGCCCUCGAGAAAUUUGACGACUCCAAGGAGAUCGCCGAGCUGAGCAUGUUCAACCUGUUGGAGAGUGAUAUCGAACAGGUGAGCCAGCUCGCUGCACUGGUCCACGCUCAGGUGGAGUACCACAGCCGCGCUACUGAGAUCCUCACACAGCUGUCCAGUAAGAUCGACGAACAGAUAAGAGACACUACUGUGAAACCGAGGAAAGAGUUCACUCCUAAACCACGUACGUCUCUGGACUUCUCCAUCAGUGAGAACCACAAUGGAGGCAUCCACAGCGCCCGCUCGCCAGCGGCGAGGUCUCCAGGUGAGCCAGCAAGAUCUCCAGCCAGAUCUCCAGCCCCCUUGGACCAGCCCUGCUGCCGUGCCCUGUACGAUUUUGACCCCGAGAACGAAGGUGAGCUAGGCUUCAAGGAGGGCGACAUCAUCACCCUGACCAAUAAGAUCGAUGACAACUGGUAUGAGGGGAUGCUGCACGGCAACUCUGGCUUCUUCCCCAUCAACUAUGUGGAUAUCCUGGUGCCGCUGCUCCACUAGGACGUCACCACUACCAGCGGAGUCUGCGAAGGUGACUACACAGAGCCCCCCCAACCCACCUACCCCACCCCGGUAUUCCCAGUAAGCUUCUCCUUAACAUUCCUACCAACCACCAGUACUCCGCUUUAAAGGAGUCAAAACAGCAACAACACCAUAACAAACAAAGAUUGAUGAUGAAUUAAAAGCCAGUAUGCACCAAUUGAGCGUAAAAACUUGAAAUGAGGAAUAAUCUGCGUGUGUGUCGUUGCUUCCCCCUUAUCCCAGGAGGUGCAUUCAGGCUUCCCUAGUCAUUUUAUCCAUUACCGUCCCGGCUUCUGUCUUGGUUUGAGUUGGCUGUCAGUCCGUCAUAAUUUUGUGAGUUUAUCAGAGCAGCUUUGCAAAAUCACGCUUUUCUCUCAUUCACUGUACUUUGUGGAAACCUCUACAGUAGAUAGAAACUUUUCUCUCACAUACUAGGACAACAAAAUUGGUCCACGUGCUUCAUGUUUGUUAGAGACUCUAGGUCAAGCAUGGUUUCAAAUGUUUAACAAAAUAACAAAAUAUGUUGAGCUGAUUUUGUUUUGUUUGAAUAUUCCUCUUUUUAAUGGUUGUCAUCUCUCGGCAUCCACAAUUCUGUCCAACGGAUGUCCUCACCUUUAUAACUCAUCAUAGUUUUAACAAAAAUGGUAGACUAGUUUCAUCUAGUUGAUAACUAACAACCAAGAUUACCCAUCCUAUAUUCAUUUGAUACAUAUCGACAUGUGCACGUGAUUAGUCAUAUGUGAUUUAAAUACCAAAAUGACCUGCAAAAAACAGUCAACUCUCAAUUUUAGCUUCAAGAUUUUCAGACAGCACGCUGUCAGUCAAUCUGUCCGACGUAACCGGAUGAAGCUUUGAAAUCUGACAUUCUUUGGUAUUUUAAUCAGGACGGGUGGAACUGUAUUCUUCAUAUGUGACAUUACCUAUCUGAGCCAGUGAUUAGUGGAGUGAUGAAAUGAUUUGCAAAAACAAGUUGUGCAGUUUAAACAGUUUGAAGUGAUGUAAGAAAACUAUGGUGCAUAAGUUACAAUCCUCCAACGUGUAUUUUAUCAGCAGCUUGUGUGAAUAAUGGUUGAUGUAUUGUGAUAUAAUAACGUUUAGGAUUUAACUGCUCAUUGGGGCAACUGUUUCUUCUGCAGCCAAAGGUUUAGCUUCUAUUGCUGCAUCCCUACUAGUCCGAUUGGUACUCUGUAAUUUAGCUGUCUAUAAGCUAUUGAUUAAGGAGCAAUUAGACCGAGGCAGAAGUGCACACCAAAUGGCUGAAUGGAAUGAGAUUGUUUUCUCAUCUUGGUGGCAAUGUUCUAAUCAUUGCAACCUAAAUAAAAAAAACUUUUAAAAAAACCUUUCUCCAACAUUAUAUAGACUAAAAGCUGCAGGUUUGACCCUUUUCAUGUCAUGUAAGUCCUCAGAACAAAUGCAAGAUUAUAUACAUUGUUUAAUUAUCUCUCACCCACUAUCUGGUUGUAUGCGGUAUUGUGUGGGAUUUAAUGUUUAAUUUAUGUACUGAUAAUUGGUUAUCACAGUCCAUUUUAGUCAGCUGGGCAGUGCAGUGCUGUCAGGCACACGUUAUCCCCGAGGGUUUGAUCCUCUGUGAUGUCAAUAAAGUAUUAACCCUACUGCAAAAUAUUCUGUGCAGCAGUUGAGACUAUUUUUCACCCAUCUUGUAGUAAUGUUGUGCGUGUACUUUGGGGGCGGGGUUUGGGUUUGCAUACAGUACAUGUUAUGCACAGGGGUGGGGUUGCAGAAGACCUCUGAUGCUGAGGUAUUUAAGAGAUGACGUCUCUGACAGUGUUCCACAUUAAAACAGACAUGACUGAAUCUUUAGUGAAAGGACCAAUUCAUUAUAUUAAGUAGAAUUACAAUAAAUGAUGCAAUAUCAACGGAUACCCAUAGUAAGUGUUUUUUUCAAAGGGAAGCACAACUUCAAUGGACAGUAUACUUGUUGGCUGACGCAGAAUAAUGAUAAUGGUCAUGCAUUUAUUUUUAAAAAGCAAAACAAUUCCGUUUCUCACUUUUUUUUUACAAUUGUGUGUAUCUUUGCCCUCAAUGAGGACUGUACAGCUUUUCUGUGUUUUGUUUUUACCUUGUGUGUAUAAUCGCGCAUCCACAGUAACGUAUCUUAUUUUUGUAACUGACAAGAGUAUACACAAACAGUAUAGAUGUAUAUACACAGUAUAUUAUCUAAAAGCAAUGUGAAAGGAGGGAUUCUCUGUGCUGCACAUGAUUGUCUUUGGAUUGUUUUUGUUUUAUUUGUUUUUGUUUUAUUUUAUUCUUGCACUGGAUUCUAAGACUGUAUGCUUGAUGUAAAGAAAAAAUGUGAUAAGUCAAUGUAAUUUAUUCAAAUAAAUACAAAGAAAUAGAUAUUG